Messenger RNA from Oryzias latipes (Japanese medaka), 5317 nucleotides. RefSeq names its product solute carrier family 4 member 11 (gene slc4a11). Gene Ontology annotation, cellular component: basolateral plasma membrane; plasma membrane. The record is from RefSeq and is a predicted model, not a curated record. Gene Ontology annotation, biological process: monoatomic anion transport; transmembrane transport; monoatomic ion homeostasis. NCBI's taxonomy places the organism in Eukaryota, Metazoa, Chordata, Actinopteri, Beloniformes, Adrianichthyidae. Gene Ontology annotation, molecular function: solute:inorganic anion antiporter activity.
UGUCUGAGAGGCAGUCAGAAACAGAGCAGAGCAGGGGAGCAGAGGUGAUCUCACACUCAUCAGCACAGGAUAACACAACCAUGAUGGGUUGAUUUGGGGGGGAGUCGUUUGGAGGAAGGAAGUGUGCGUUCAUCACUUGCCCAGCCAUGGAGACCAACAAAGUUCUGCAUUUCGUGCCUUCUGAGGCGCCUCCAUCUGGGAUGUCCAAGAAUGGAUACUUCUUUCAGGAAAUGGAGCAGCGGGAGGCAGAGCAAGACGAGGGCAGCGAAGACCGAGAGGAGACACAGGACUCACCCAUCGCCUGUGGAGACGACAUCCACCUUUAUGACAACCAGAUCAGCCCUGGAACAGAUGCUGAUGACUGUGGCUGUGUGUUGCUGAACACGUCAAGAAGGUAUGUGAAGCUGAUGAACUUUGAGGAGGAGGUCCGCGCUCUGCGGGACUUGGACGGCUUCCUGGCAAAGGCCAGUAUCCUGUUGGACGAGACGGCCGCCUCCCUGGACGACGUCCUCAAGAGGAUGCUGCACCACGUGGGUCAGGACGGCCAUGCGUAUGAGCCCAGCUGCAACUUUGAGGAGGUGAUGAGCCUGCUUUUCACAGACGCAGGAGCUCAGGAGGUCAACGACAAUUCUCAAAGUUUCGUUUUCUUUGAUGACGUUCACCUGCUGUCAGAGACCAUUCAGGGGGUGACAGCCACAGCCACUGGGAUCCAGUACCAGCAGUCCUGGCUCUGCAUCCUCUGCAACGUGAAGCAUCUCCAGCGGCGUCACGUCUGCAUCUCCCGCCUGGAGAGACCGCAGAACUGGGGGGAGAACUGCUGCGAAGUCCGUUAUGUCAUCCUGAUUUUGGCCCCAUCCAAAAUGAAAAGUACGAAGACGGCGAUGGAGCUGGGCAGGACGUUUGCCACCCUCUUCUCCGACAUCUCCUUCAGGCAGAAGCUGCUGGAGACGAAGACGCAGGAGGAGUUUAAGGAGGCGCUGUUGUUCCAGAGGCACCAGCUGACGGCAGCCAACCAGCAGCCCACCGCUCUGGGAAAGGAGGAGACGGACCCUCGCAGCCACAAACCGCUCAAAUGUAAAGAUUUCUUCAAAGUGGGCCGGGGCAUUUAUGAGGACUUCUGCCGCCGGCUGCCGUUCUACCCCUCUGACUUCACAGAUGGUAUAGUUGGCAGUAAUAAAACCUUGUUGAAGUACAUGACCACAGCCAUCUUCCUCUACAUCGCCAUCCUCCUCCCAGCGAUCGCUUUCGGAUCCCUGAACGAUGAGAGCACCCGCGGCGAGAUAGACGUUCGGAAAACGAUCGUCGGCCAAAGCAUCGGUGGGAUCAUCUACUCCUUGUUUGCAGGCUCUCCUUUGGUCAUCCCUCUCACCACAGCACCUCUUGCCAUCUUCAUCAGUGUGAUUCGAGGAAUCUGUGACGACUACAACCUGGACUUCCCAGCCUUCUAUGCUUGCAUUGGUUUGUGGAACUGCCUCUUCCUCAUUCUGGGGGGGAUUUUUAAUGUCAGCCUACUGAUGAAGCUCUUCAAAAGGUCGACAGAGGAAGUCAUUGCUCUGUUUAUAUCCAUUGCAUUUGUGGUCGAUGCUGUAAAAGGAACUGUCAAAAUCUUUCAAAGGUACUACAACGCCCCCACAUCAACCAACAGAAGCUUAGAGGACUUUCGUCAAGGCGGGGAGUUGCUGGAGGGAAACAGGAGCGAGGUGGCAGCCAGGUUGAUGCUCAACGCACUGCCAGAGACCAUCAUCCAGUGCUCCCGGGAGAGGCCCGUCCUCUGCCUGCUGCUGAUGCUUGGGACAUUAUGGAUGGGAUACACCCUCUACCAGUUCAAGAGGAGCCCGUUCCUGCACGCCAAAGUGAGAGAGGUGCUGUCGGACUGCGCCUUGCCCAUUUCUGUGCUCUUGUUCUCUUUCAUCGGAUCCUACAUCUUCAGUGACAUUGAGCUUCCGGUGUUUAAAGUCCACAACCGGCCCAUCUUCAACGUGGCUCCAUUUGAGCGUCUGUCAGCCAUGAAUGUGGUCAGCGCCAUGGGACUCGGCUUCCUCCUGGCACUCCUCAUCUUCAUCGACCAGAACAUUGUGGUCUCACUGACCAAUGCCCCAGAGAACAGGUUGCUUAAAGGUACUGCGUAUCACUGGGACCUGAUGCUCUCUGGGCUCAUUAACAUACUGAUGUCGGUCCUUGGGUUACCCUGGAUGCAUGCUGCCUUUCCUCACUCCACCCUUCAUGUGCGGCAGUUGGCUUUUGUGGAGCAGCGCGUGGAGGGCGGCCACCUCUAUGAGACCAUCGUACAGGUGAAGGAAACCCGCCUGACAUCUCUGGCUGCAAACAUCUUCAUCGGCGUGUCCCUGCUGCUGCUUCCCGUCCCACUGCAAUGGAUCCCCAAGCCAGUGCUGUACGGCCUUUUCCUCUACAUCGCUCUCACCUCCAUCGACGGAAACCAGAUGUGUGAUCGCAUGGCUCUCCUCCUGAAGGAGCAGACAUCCUACCCUCCAACCCACUACAUCCGCAAAGUACCCCAGAGGAAGAUCCACUACUUCACCUUCCUUCAGAUGAUGCAGCUCCUGGUGCUGUGCACGUUUGGCAUGUACCCCAUACCGUACAUGAAAAUGAUCUUCCCUCUGGUCAUGAUAUUCCUAAUCCCAAUCAGGAACAACGUGCUUCCUCAUAUCAUUGAGGCCAAAUACUUGGACAUAAUGGAUGCCCAGCACAUGUAGCAAAAGAUGGACUCACUCCUUGGAUCCUCCCCAAAAGAUGUCUGGAUUAAAAAAAAAAAAGAAAGAAGAGAAGAGAACAAAGACAUAUUUUUGAUGCAAAACUAUAAGGCGGAAAAAAGAAAAAGUACUGUUUGGAUUUUUUUUAAAGUACAUUCUUUCAGGUGAAGCACUGGAAAUGUGUGUGUGUGGGGGGGGGGGCCGUGGUAUCUACUUUCCAGCCGGCAGCAUCUCUCAGUGGAAACCUUCAACGACCAAAAGGAGCGUCCAGAAGUGUGUGUUUCUGCCUCCGUUUGACCCUGUGGGGUGCUUCGGCGCCAUUUACCUCUGUGUUCUCCUCUCACUCUCUAACCUUUUAUGGUCACACUUUACAAUCUCCUCACUGCAGUGUGUUUCUAUCUGUGGGAAAGUACUCACCGAUGCUUUGGAAAGGAUGCUGCUUGUGUACAGAGUGUUGUUCAAAGAGGGACGUAACGACAAAAGGCAGGAAAGACCACGGUCGUACGAUGACACUUUGCACUCUCGUUGUGUUGUUACACAGUCAUAGGAGUAUGUUUUGCAUACGCACACAGUGUUUUUAAGUACUUUGAAGCACUCUGGGGUGGGUCCGUUAAAAGCACUGCAUUUUGGCUGCUGUAAAGUGAGCCUGGAACCUUUUGUACAUCCGUCACUGUGCAGUGUGUGAACAAUCUUUCUCCCCUUUGCACCUUUUAGCUGCCCUUUUUUCUAUGAAGGACAUGUCUGAUGGCACAUCACUGGUCCAACAAACGCCACUGUACAAGAGCAGAGUGGUCCGUCUGUGCGUCGCAGCGCUGACCUGUCCUCCACCCGGCCAGAAAACGGCUUUACAGACCGAAUAAUUACUGAGAUUAGUCAAUAAAAAGCACGUUUGACGGGUAUUUGUCAAAUUUAGGAUGACAGCUUAAAACCAAAAACAUAGAUGUUUUAAGGAAUAUAUUUGAAUAUAUAUAUAAAGACAAUAUCAGAAUAUAUUAUUGGUCAAACUAAAAUGAAAUAUUUAUUUAUGAUAAUGAUAGUUUAUCUUUAUUAAAUAAUAUCACUGUGUGUUUACCCCGUUCCUAGGGACAGAAAGUGUCACUUUAUGUCGGAUCCUUUACAUUCCAGCGUCUCCUCCACAGUUUGUCUUGCAUAUCGCUUUUCUACAGUGUUUGCGUGUCAAAGUCUUGGUCGUCUCACGUCAACAUUGUUCACACGUCAGGUUAAAGGUGAAAAGAAAUGCUGAAAAACUCUUUUUUUUUAAAGAAAAGAACGUUUCUGUUUAUGAACAAUAACUCCAAGAUUUAAAGAAAAAAAAAGAGAAAACAACAGGCUCUUAUUUCUAUAUAAAUGUUUUGAUUAGAUUUGUGCUUGCAAAUGUUGUCAUGUUAUAAUGCAGCAGUACGGAGACAUUUCUCUAGUUAUCUAUGGUUCAAAAGGAAGAAAAAAAGAAGAAUUCAAAGCCCUGGUUUGCUUUCCAGCAUGUCUCCUUGGGGUUUUUUGAUACAAGCCGACAUGCAUCCUACCAGAGAAAAGCAAGGUAGCAAGUCCAACAGCAGCUUCUCACGGAAAACAAAUGCAACACUGAAUAUUCAGCAAUACUGUGCAUGAAACCGAACCUGGAAGGGUGAGACUUGGGUUUCCCGCCGCUGAAGCAAUGACUGGCUCGCUGCAUUUUUAAGGCAGCAACUUUUCAGUCCAUCCUUGUGGGAGUGAAAAAAAAACUGUUCUGCUGAUUCAAUUAUUUUACAGUUGAUCCUGUCAAAGAGGUGUUCACAGUUUUACGACAGCGUCACCGCGUUCUCGCUAUUCGAAUGGCAGCUCCCUCGUGCAGCUCUCUUCAACUUUGUCCUACAGAUGUGAGAAAGAUGUCCAAUUUAGGGAGAUGCCUCAUGCUGAGAUAGUGAGGCAUGAAAGGGAAGCUUGGCAGCAUUUGCAUAAUCCUUGGACUAAGCCUUAAAACAUCACUGGUGGAGGAAGAAAGAGAUGGUGAGGAAUAAAGUAAUAUGGACAUUUUGCAAUGCAGAUUUCCUUUUUAUCCAAUCUCCAUUAUAAUCCAUGGCAACAUUUCAGUUCCUUACUUUGGGCUGAGAGCAGAAGUUCACUGAUCCUUCCUCUUAUGUGACAGUACUGUUGUUGUUCCUUGAUAUUUUUACUGUUCUGAUCAUUCUGGAAUAGCAGCAAACUUCUGUCAGAGAGUUAGAUUUUUUGGAUUUAGAAAGAAACUAUUCUGUGAAAUACCUGCUCCUCGCCUUUUCCUGAUUCAAUUUGUUAAAAAAGAAACUUGCGUACAGUGGUGUUUUGUUUCGUUUGUUUCUUUUCCUGAUUUCAUAUAACCUACUUUUUCUAAUUAUGAAUGUAUGAAGUGUGGAUUUUUAUAUAGCAUAUAAUUUCGGUGUCAAACAGAACCUGUAAUUUUGUCAAAAAGAUCGGCUAUAUUUGUAAGCUGUAAUAUGUAAAAAAACGAGAAAAAAAGGUUAUCAAGCAGAAUGUGUUGGUUUACUAUAGUACAUAUAAAUAUAUAUAUAAAUAUAUAUAUAUACUCUUCACUAAAAAAUGAGAAUCUAUCUCAAGCUGUUUGCCAAAUAAAAGUAGUAGUGACAUAAAAA